Chaetomium fimeti is the source of this 2655-nucleotide messenger RNA. RefSeq names its product cohesin loading factor-domain-containing protein. The record is from RefSeq and is a predicted model, not a curated record. Gene Ontology annotation, molecular function: double-stranded DNA binding. The coding region runs from base 1 to 2655 and encodes 884 amino acids. NCBI's taxonomy places the organism in Eukaryota, Fungi, Ascomycota, Sordariomycetes, Sordariales, Chaetomiaceae. The transcript has 5 exons. Gene Ontology annotation, cellular component: SMC loading complex; chromatin. Gene Ontology annotation, biological process: maintenance of mitotic sister chromatid cohesion; mitotic sister chromatid cohesion.
AUGCCUCCCGGCGAGGCAUACGGCAGCCAGGGCCAGCAGCAGCAACAACACCAAUUCCAGCAAGUGCACCCGCAAGCGCAGCAAUUACAGCACCAGCAACACCAACACCUCCCGCCGCUGCAUUCUGGCCCGCAGGCACCCCCACCACGGUUACCACAUCCGCAGUUCGCGAAUCCAUAUCCCAACGGGAACCAGCAGUACCAACAUCAACAUCAACGCCAACACCAACACCAACACCAACACCAACAGCAGCACCAACACGUGCAAUAUGUUCAUUCCCCAUACGCCCAGCAGCAGCAGCAACAGCAGCAGCAGCCCGCGCAGUUCUAUCCCGGCAAUGCGCAGCACCAGCAGUAUCCAAACUACAAUGGCGCCUUCCACCACCACCAACCCACUCUCGCUCUCUCUCCCGCUCUCUCUCCCGCUUCCCAAGCCGCGCCGCUCCCUCAACCCGUCCCCGUUUCCACGCCCAUAUCAGCGCCCAUGCAGUUCGUCAAUCCGUCCUAUCUCCAACACCCGCCCGCACCAAGGCCACCCAGCAAUGCCUUCCCCGCGUCGCAACCACAUACCGCGUCCAUGAUGAGCCCCCAAUUGCCCCGCGCAGUCCAGCCAAAACCACCGAAACCGAUGCCUGUAAAGGCGAGCCCAAAACUGGAAGAGAAACGGCCACCAUCACGCGGAACCCCGAAGCUCCUUGCGCGCGACCCGAGGCGGCCAAGUUCGAGCGCCGGAAUCGCAAAAUCUCCCGUCACCCCGCACGCCUCUACCCACGCCGAAACGCUCCCGCUUCUCUUGUCUGUGGCGGAGGAUUGCUUCGAGAAGGCCAACUCGGCUGCGCAGCAAGUUGCCAAGACCAUGGGCGCGAGCGAAGUUGCGGAGCAUCACAAGCUGGUGGCCACAGGGUUGGGGUGUUUGGACGUUGCGCUGAAGUCGAACAAGUUAUGGCCGCGGCUCGAGGCUAGGUUGUGUCUGCGCUACACCAGCAUACUCAUUGAGGAGACCACCAAUAUCACCGAGGCCGAGACAGCCCUGACAAGAGGCAUUUCGGUGUGUGAGAAGCAUCGGUUCCUCGAUCUCAAGUACAGCUCGCAGUUUCUCCUGAUGAAGACGCUGUUCCAGCGGAACCAAAAGGCGGCUUUCAAGUCGAUCGACAGCCACAUUGCCGACUGUACAACUUAUAAACAUGUUCCUUGGAUCUAUGCCUUCCGCUUCCUUAAAGCCGCCUUCCACCUCCAGUCUGGCACAGCCGCCGACAAUCACGCCAUCGAAAAUCUGCGCAAGAUCGCCGGCAUUGCGAAUCAGCGGAGCGACAAGGGCAUCUUUAUUAUGGCCAUGCUGCUCGAGGGCCUUGCCCACCUCAGCACCACCAAGGACGAUUGGGCUACCCGUGUGCAGAUGUGCAUCGCCCAGGUAUCCAAGUUGCAGCUCGACGAGUCCAUUCGCACCCCCCAAACCGAUGUCUUAUUACUCCUGUUGGACUUGUCGUGUAGCCUCCACCAGAAAACACAUCAGAUAUCAGCACAGAAGCUCAGUGCUCUCCAGAGGAGACUAGAGGAAUUGAAGCAGUCACAAGACUGGCCUUCGCAGUCGGGCGAGAUGAUGCUGCCCGUUAACCGGAUGCCGAAUGCGCAGCAAAUAGUCAGCGCUGAUACAAGGGCAGUUCUGCGUCCUGGCGAUGAUCGUGUCGACUAUCUGGUAAUAUCAACGCUGGGGAAACAAGAAGCUUGGGCACUAGCGUAUGUGUUCAACGGCAUUGUGGCACACUACAAGGCUUCGACGCCCGGCCGCAGCUCAAGCAUGUGGGGAGAAGCAGUAAGGUUAUUGGAAGAAAACAAGCCUGUACCAUCAUCACAAAGCCUACCAGAAGCGCUAAAGCAGGCGGAGUGGGCGAGGGAGCUCUCCAGCUACGCACACAUUCUUACCGGGCUGCAGGCGUCGACCCUGUCCGACUGGGCAAAGGUUAAAACGUGCCUAGACACCGUUAAACAGAACGGACCUCAGUCGGAGUUCUUGAGUGUCUUGACCCUGUAUCUCGAAGGCGCCCUCCACCAAGGCACAGCGGCCCUCGAAAAAGCCACAGAGAUCUGGAAAGAUAAGAAAUUCGAAAUGGACUGGAGCGGCGCGCCAAAGGCCACCGGCGGCCGCAUCACGACGGAACUUUCCAUCCUAGCCGCCCUCAACCGGCUCUGGAUCAUGCAAGAACCAGCCCAGACGGACGACGCCGAAAUGGCCGAGCUCGUCGACCUGCUGCGGCCGAUCUGCGAGGACAACCCGGACCAGGAGAUCCGCACCGUCUACAACCUCGCCCUGUCAUCGGUCCGCAUGAACCCGCCGCUGUCCAUCAACCAGAUCAAGCGGCACAUCCAGCAGUCGCUCAGCGGCGCCCAGCAGACCUGCAACACGCAGUACCUGGCCAUCGCCCUCAACAUCAUGCGCGCGCGGCUGUUUGAGAACGUCGUCGGCGAGCAGGCGCUCAAGAGCGCCCGGGCCGGGUCGGCGCAGGCGCGCAAGAGCGGCAACGUCCUGUGGAUGAGCGUCGCCGACGGCAUGCUCGCCCAGUCGUUUGAGAUGCAGGGCGCGCUGGCCGAGGCCCGGGCUACGCAUGAUUCUGGGGUGAGGCUGGCGAAUGAGGCGUUUGCGAAGACGAAGGUGUGA